This is a messenger RNA of Cuscuta epithymum, 3376 nucleotides long. The record is from the annotation of a GenBank genome assembly. Lineage: Eukaryota; Viridiplantae; Streptophyta; Magnoliopsida; Solanales; Convolvulaceae.
UUUCAAUGUGAUGAAAAGCACUCACCUAUCUCAACUCUCAAGGGGCCAUCUUUGUAGGCCUGGUAGCUAGUGUAAUGAGAGGUCAGAUAUCUUGAGAAUGAAGGCACAGACCAUUUUGAAGACAAGAAUGGUUAAUAUCAUUGGACCAACAAACCUACUAGUAUUUCAAAAGAGAAAAUCACUGACUUUGGAACACAUAAACCUCCCAGGAUCACAACCCGAACUUUCUAAACAAAAUCUUGAUGUUUUCUCUUUAAAAAACCUUCCAACGCCACUAUCAGAUUGGUCAUAUCACAUAAGGAACUAUGUAUCCCAAAAGAAGUAUGAAGAAGCCAUUUUGCUCUAUGCCCGAAACCGCUUUACAAGAAACUUAGUAUUAGGUGCCGUACCCCUUGUGCUAAAGGCUUGUGCCUCACUCUCUAAUACUGUUCUUGGCAAUGCAUUACAUGGUGAUUGUAUAAAGUCUGGAGUGGAAUUGGAUGUAAUCGUGGGUACUGCAUUGGUUGACAUGUAUUGCAAAUGUGGCAACAUUGUGAGUUCGCGCCAGAUGUUUGAUGAUAUGCCUAAGAGAAACGCUAUCACAUGGAAUGCAAUGAUAGGUGGGUAUAUGAAGAACGGGGAUACAACAUCUGCAUCCAUUCUGUUUGAGACUAUGCCCGAGAGAACUUCCGUAACAUGGAACGAAAUGAUCCAUGGCUAUGGGAGAAACAGGGACAUAGCGAUGGCAAAGAUGUUUUUUGAUAAGGUACCAAAUGAGUUGAGAAAUGUGGUGACAUGGACUGUGAUGGUUGAUGGUUACGCUAGCAGUGGGGAGAUGGAUGCUGCAAGGGAAGUGUUUGAGGUGAUGCCGAGAAGGAACUUUUAUGUCUGGUCAUUGAUGAUAUCAGGGUAUUUCAAGGCGGGUGAAGUUAAGAGUGCUAAAGAUAUUUUUGAGAGGAUGACAUCAAAGAAUUUGGUGAUUUGGAAUUCACUGAUUUCUGGAUAUACACAAAAUGGGUUGUACAAGGAAGCUUUAGGAACAUUUAAAAGGUUGCAAGAUGAAGGGUUCGAGCCAGAUGAGGUUACAGUAGUCAGUGCUUUAUCAGCUUCUGCUCAGCUGGCUUUACUGGAUGUUGGCAAAGAAAUACACGAGAUGAUAAUUCAAAAAGGUGUUAAUGUGAACUGUUUUGUGCUGAAUGGGUUGAUUGACAUGUAUGCCAAGUGUGGUGAUUUAAGGAAUGCCAGAUUGAUCUUUGAAGGAAUGCUACAUAAAAAUGACACUGCUUGGAAUUCUAUGAUAUGUGCCUUGGCCGUUCAUGGAGAACAUAAGGAGGCUAUCGAUUUUUUCUCAAGAAUGGUGAACUCUUCUGGUGUGAUUCCUAACGAGAUUACAUUCCUCUCAGUGCUGUCUGCGUGUGCACACGGUGGGUGUGUACAUGAGGGUAUGUCAAUUUUCAAUAUGAUGGAGAAGAAUUAUGGGUUAAUGGCAAACAUUAGGCACUAUGGUUGUUUGGUUGAUCUUUUAGGAAGAGCCGGGAAAUUAGAUGAAGCUCUUGAUUUGAUCAAACAGAUGCCUAUAAAUCCGAAUGACACAGUUUUUGGAUCUCUGCUUGGAGCAUGCCGAAUUCACUGCAACAUGGAUAUAGCAGAACGUGUGCUUGAGGAGGUUGAGAAGCUGAACUCUAGCAGUCGCUCUUGUGAUGGUGGUCAUUAUGUGUUGCUGUCCAACAUUUAUGCUGCCUCUGAUCGGUGGGAGAAAGCUGAGCAUACAAGGUUGUCUCUAUCCAAUAAAGGGUCCGAAAAGAUUCCUGGGUGCAGUUCCGUCAUGCUUAAAAUCCCUAACUAGAGUAUAUAAUUUGAGUUUUAUCACUUUUCUGGCUUCUAAAAUUCUUCUCUCAGGUGAUGGUAGACUGGGACGUAGCCAUGACUAUAUGUGCAUGCGUCGGAACUUAUUUUAGUACAGUGUUACCUUUCUACAUUUGGACCAGCUAACAAUUUGGUUCCAACUUAACUUUCAACAAUGGGACACAAAGUUCAACUCAAAUGCUUUCCACACAUACUACACCGUAGAACAUCUCAUGACUUAUCCUUUCCUCUAGUCUCCUUCAUAUUCGUCAAGCUAUUCACCGAUCUUCAAUAACCUUUCAUAUCCUCCUAUAUCCAGCAGGAUGGAAAAUCAAGAAGAUGGACCAGAGCAUUAGUGUAGUGAAAAUAUCUUGCACAUCUUCUCAAGAAGUCCACUUAACACGGCAUCAAGAAGUCCAUGGACCAGUUUUCCAGGGUUGCAGAGCUUGAAGAACCAGCAUCUUUGGGCAACAAAUUGCUAGAGGGCUUUCAGCUAGGACUUGAAUAUGUUCUAAGAUCUCUGACUGAAGAAAUUGACAUGGUAGAAUGCAUAUCAUCAUUACCCCAGUGCCGCAAAGGCUCCCCCAUCUACGAUGGGGUAAGGGGGGCUCGGAUGUACGCAGUUUUACCCCUGUACUAAAGCACCGAGAGACUGUUUCCGGAUGACCCAUAGUGAAAUUCGCGUAGAGAAUUGCAUACACUGACUACUCCUCCAUAAUAAAGAAGCGUAGACAGUUUAGUGAGCCUUUUUGCUUUAUUCCAUCAUAUUCUCAAGCCAAAAAAUAGUGAGUCUUUGGCUCCAUUGAAAAUGAUGGAAAUACAUGGUAGAAUGCAUAUUUGAAUAAAAUAAUGAAACCAAGAGGAUGCGAUCCGGAUAUCGAAGUUUGAUUCAAGGAUACCAAUGACAGUAUUCAGAGUUAAAACAAGUGUAAGUGUCUUGUGCUCAUAUUCAUGUGCAAACCACAUAAUGUGAUGGAAUUCAAGAUUGGGUUGAGGUCAUUUAACUCGGUCAUAUCAGAAUCAGGACAAACCACACCAAAGAAAAGAUUAAGUCCAAUUGAUUAGCUAAUCUUACCCAAGACCCUACAAGUCAUUCUCCCUUUGAUAUUUAGAUGUGGCACUCUAACACAAUACAUCCAUUUUUAAUACCCUGUCAUCAUAAAAAAAUUGUUUUCUGUUUGCAGGAGUGCAUGUGUGCCACCGUGGACUUCAGAAUCAUAAGUCAAAAGUUCUAGGAGAAGAUGACCAACUGCUUAGUACAAGAAGAAAGAGGAGAGAAGGAGAGGAAUAAGAGAAGUAGAGGAAAUAAAGAAGGAGAAGAGAUGGAGAAGAAGAGGAGGAGCAGAAGAAUGGACUGUUUGUAACUUGUUAGUAGUCUGAAGUAGUAUGAAAACUUCUGUGUGCAGAAAUAUGCAAACAUUUUAACAAUAGCUAGUUCAGUUUAAUUUUAUUUUAGUUUAACAAUAUGCAGAAUGGACUAGAACCGCAUACUGGAAUAUAUCUGUUGCGGUUUUUCAAAAUUAGAGAAUGAAUUGCUUGAUUUCAGUCCCAA